GACUAAGGAGGCACAUGUCCAUUCACUUAAAGAAGAGAUUAAAGCAGAAAAGAGUGGUAUCAUGACUGUGAUUCAUUUCCCCUGCAUAUUCAGCAUUCUAAUUGCUCCAGUGAAUUUCAUGUCAGAAAAGCCCUUAUGAGCUGCAUUCUGCAAUGUGUAAAAUGUGUCACCAAGGUGUCAGGCAUUUCAUACUUUGCUUCCAAAAGAACUGUUCCACAGAAAGUUUCGUGCUGCGGUUCUCUGCAGAGCCACGGUUGAUAAUGUGAAACGCCUUCUCUUCUCCCCACCCCUGAAGUUAAGUGAAGAUGCCAAUGCCUAAGCCAGGAUCAGAAGAAACCUAUGUGGAUUUCUCAUGCUUUGCUUUUCUGGAUAUGCUUGAGUACCAGUGAAGUGUGCCUUCCUGGGCAACACAAAGCUCAGGAUUAUGUUAUUUGCUACUUUUCUGACAGUGGUGGUCAAUGUUGCUUUGGCAAACCCCUCAACAUGCUUGGAUGGCUACCAGUUGGCUACUGACAAUUCCACUUGUAUAGACAUUGAUGAAUGCCUUGAAGGAGGAUUGGGGACUUGUGGGCAAAUCUGUCACAACACUCCAGGCUCCUACAUCUGUUCCUGCUUACCUGGUUACACACUGGAUGAUAACACAUGGUCGUGCUUUGUUGAUGCUCCUGUGCCCUACCUCAUCUUCAGCCAUGGAAACGCCAUCUUCAGGAUUGACAGAGAAGGAACCAAUCACAAGAGACUGGUGACAAACACAGGGAUCUCUGUCCUGUUGGACUUCCACUAUAGUGAAGAAAGAAUCUACUGGGCAGACUCUGACAAGGGUCUUGUACAAAGGGUUUUCAUGAAUGGCACCAAAAGGGAGAAAGUAUGUUCAGUUGGAAAAGGUAUUUCUGGAUUUACUGUGAACUGGAUUCAGAAAAGCAUUAUCUGGACCAAUCAUCAGAAGGGAAGCAUUGAAGUUGCAGACAUGGAUGGGAAGAAUUCCAGGGUACUUUUAGAGAAUGUGUCCCAACCAAGUAGCAUCACUGUUGAGCCCAACCAAAGGUUUAUAUUUUGGAUUUCAGAUGGAUUGGUACCAAGCAUCAAUCGAGCAAAUGUUGAUGGUGAAAAGGUCAUCAUGGUUUUGAGCACUAGCGAGAAAGUAAAAACACUGUCUCUGGAUUUUAUCGACAAAAGACUGUUUUGGGUCCAAUAUGGCGUGGAUGAUGAGAGUGCCAUUGGAUCUUGUGACUACAAUGGUGAUGCUGUUCAUAUUAUGAAACAAUUAACACAGUCCCAGCCUUUUGCGAUGUCUUUAUUUGCGGAGCAUAUAUACUAUUCAGAGUUGAAAACUGGUACCAUUAGAAGAGCCAACAAAUACACAGGCAAGGAUGUUGUCACCAUCAACCCCAAGCCUUCAUUUCUUCCUCCUGCUGAUGUGAAAGUGGUGCACCCUCUCAAACAGCCUGCACCCUCCCAAACAGCUGAGGAGGGGUGUGAUGCUACGAAAGAAGACUGUGUAAGUGUGUGCACCAGAGAUGCAGAGAAAGAGCAAUGUGAAUGUAGAGGCGGCUACGUCCUCAGCAAAGACGGGAGAUCUUGUGAAGAUGUGAAUGAAUGUGCUUUCUGGAACCAUGGCUGUACUUUAGGGUGUGAAAACAUCCCAGGCUCCUAUUUCUGUACCUGUCCUGGAGGUUUCACUCUUCUUUCUGACAUGAAAACCUGUCACGAGCUUGUCCCAUGCUUGAAGAACUACACUGAAUGCAGCCAUAGUUGUGUCCAGACAGCUAAAGGACCCAUGUGUGUGUGUCCAGAAGGUUUGGUGUUAAGACCAGAUGGAAGAACAUGCACAGGUUGCACUUCACCAGAUAAUGGAGGCUGUAGCCAGAUCUGUGUGGCUUUGAGUCCAGUGAAGUGGGAAUGCGAAUGCUUGCCAGGCUAUCGGCUGAAACCAGAUGGGAAGCAUUGUAGUGCAACAGGUCCCAGACCUUAUUUGCUUUUUGCAACUACUCAAGACAUUCGGCGCAUCAAUUUUGAUGGCACAGCUUACCAGAGUCUACUAGAUAAGCAGAUGGGGAGAGUCUUAGCUUUGGACUAUGACCCUGUUGAAAAUAAGGUUUAUUUUGCGCACACAGGCCUGAAGUGGCUGGAAAGAGCUAACCUGGACGGGAGUGAACGUGAGGUGCUGCUGCGUGAAGACCUGGAUUAUCCUGAAGGGCUAGCUGUGGACUGGAUUAACCGUAAACUGUACUGGACUGACCGAGGGUUGUCCAGAAUUGAAAGAAGUGACCUAAAUGGGGUUCACAGAGAAGUGAUCAUCAGUGAGGGGGUUAACAAGCCAAGAGGAAUAGCUGUGCACCCACUGGCAAAGAAGCUGUUCUGGACAGACUGGGGUGAAAAGCCUUGUAUAGAAAGCUCUUCCUUGGAAGGUGGCGUCCGACUGGUUAUUGCCAACACCAACCUUGUUUCACCGAGCGGAAUCACCAUAGACUACCUGGCAGACAAGCUGUACUGGUGUGAUGCCAAGCGAUCUGUCAUCGAAGUGGCAGAUCUGGAUGGCUCCAACCGUCAGAUCCUGACAAAGAACGAAGUAGGACGCCCUUUCGAUGUAGCCGUGUUUGAAGAUCACGUUUGGUUCACUGAUUGGGGGAAGCCGUCCGUCAUGAGGGUUGACAAGUGGACAGGGCAAAACCGGGUGCGCCUUCGAGGGAAUACGCUAAGACCCUCCUCCUUGGUUGUUGUUCACCCAUUAGCCAAACCAGGUGCUGAUCCCUGCCUGUAUGAAAAUGGUGGCUGUAGUCAAUUUUGUGAGAACAGUUUUGGAGUUGCUCGUUGCUUGUGUCACAAGGGCUUUGUAAAGCAUGCUGAUGGUGGAGUCUGCCACCCAGUCAGCAUUGCCUUGACAACUCCAGUGUCUCGUACAACCCUUUCUCACAGUCAGCUCUUGAUGUCAAACACAACAUUAAGAGAUGAAAGCAUUCCACUGGCUCAUCCCAGCCCAUCAGCAGCCACUGAGGAGGCUGCUGUACAAAAAGAAGAGCAGCCAAAAAGCAUCCAGGUGGCAGAGAUAAUGGUAUCAGAUCAGGAUGAUUGCUCUGCUCUUGAAUGUGAUGUUAAUGCUCAGUGUGUCCCAGCACAAGGGGGCGCUGUUUGUCAAUGUUUGGAAGGAUUAACCGGCGAUGGCAAAGCAUGCAAUGACAUUGAUGAAUGUGCUGUUGGCAUUGCUCUGUGCAGCAUGCAGCUUGCAGACUGCAUUAACACAGAGGGUAGCUAUGUCUGCAGGUGCCAUGCCGGCUACAGCGGGGAUGGCUUGUAUUGCUCGGAUAUCGAUGAGUGUAAGUUUGAGAGCCACAGCUGUGAUAAACAUGCCGAUUGUGCCAAUACAGAGGGAAACUACACCUGCACAUGUAGGACUGGGUAUUCUGGAUCAGGCUUCAUCUGUGAAGGUGUGGUUGCUCCUACCACUAUGAUGAGGACUAGCAGCUCCUCUGAAACUACCACCCACUGGCGCAAUGAUCACCUGGAGGACUGCCCGUCUUCAUACGAGGACUACUGUCUCCAUGGAGCAGUGUGCUUCCACAUUCCGGAGCUUGGAUCCUACGCAUGCAACUGUGUGACAGGCUACAUGGGGGAACGGUGCCAGUACAGUGACUUGGAGUGGUGGGAGUUGCAACAAGAGGAAGAGGAGAAGAGGCGCAACCUUACUGUUGCAGUCUGCAUGAUCAUACUGAUCGUACUCUUGUCUAUAGGAGCCUGCGUGACGUACUGCUACAGGUCUAAGAAGUACCCAAUGAAGAGUCAGUAUGCUGAUGAGAUGAGUGAGACCUGCAGCAGUGACAACAGCAUAACCGAAGCUUCAAUCAGCAGCAGGCAACAGUUCUAUGUUGUCCUAGAACAUGGCUCAAGAAGAGACGGCAAAGUUAUCCACGUGGUUGGUUGUAACAGAAGACGGGUUUACCAUUCCUGCUCCUCAGAGACAGGAGAAAGUGUAGUGUCUGAGGAAGCUUGCAAUUUGCAGAGGGACAGGAAAGGCCUGGUUUUUGUACCCCAGGUGCCUUGUAGCCAUGUGCAGCAGGACACCAACAGGACUGUCCUCCAUCUUAGACAGGAGGAGAACCUCAUAUACCUGGAAGAUAGUGAAUCGGACAUGAGUGGGGAGAGCAGGUCAUCUCAGCCUGUUUGACCCUGUGUCGUUCUCUGAAACUCGCACUGGACCAAGGACAGAGGAAACUCAAUUUAUUUAAAGUAUAAACACUAGUAGAAGACAGUGUUUGAGAGCAGACUGGACUGUUUUAUUGGUAAAACUUUUCUCGAUUCUCAUUUAGUCAUAAUCAUUGUGAGCUUUUUUCAGAAAGGGAAAUCACACCUAAUAAAGUUACCAAAACAGAUAUAAAUGACUCAGUUUAGCUUAACAGCUUGUAAUUACUUAUGUAGCGUUUCUUGUUUGUUUAAGAAUUGUAAAUGGUGUUUUGUCUUUUCAGAAGAAAAUGUACUGCCAAUGAUAAUUUGGAGUAAAUAACUUUGAGAAUCUAGCCCGAUGUCUAUUAAGCACUCAAGUUGGUUGUAUUUCAUUCUGAACAUUAAUGUAAAAAAAAAUGGAAAAAGCUUAGAGAAGUGCCAAUUAUUUAAUGAUAAGCAAAUGUAAUUUGUGAAAGUAGUAGGGACCCUCCAAGGGGUUGCAUAGGACUUAUUAUGAAGAUGUUAUGUCUCCUCCAUAUUAUAGACUUUAAAUAUUUUUUAUUGUAGUUUGUAACACUGGUGGCAUUGGAGUUACGAUGUGCUAAUAACGUGAAUAAUUUACUAGAGAUGUAUUAAUAUGAAUCAGAUAUUAUAGAAAACAUUGAGAAUGCACCUGCUAACACAAUGUAGAGAGAUGGGAAUGUGCUGCUCAAUACAGUUUCAUCGAGGGCAGGGUGGGGUGAGAGUGGCAGACCUCUGUUCUUUAACAUGGUUGCUAUUCAAGACAAUAAGUCAGUUGCUUUCAAACAACAGCUGAGACGUUGGGUCUUUGGUGGUGUGAUUGUCAACAGAUUGAUACAGUGUGAAAAGUUGUCGAUAAGGUGGUUGCCUGCGAUGGCGAUCAGUCUCAAAAAACAGCUCAGUUGUUGAUUCAGUCCCAGUAAGGUUGCUGCAGGGUAGUUACUGCUCUUCGAUUGUCUGGAGGGUAGGUAAGCUCGAAGGUCUGGAGCACCGCGUACCUGUUUAUUCUGCAGGGAUUUAAGUGACAAAGGUUUAGUGUGCACAGCGCAUGUAGCCUUCUAUCUCCUGGUCUCAGGAACACUGCCCCUUUCGUACACCUUAGUUCCGCCUCCUACCCAUUUACCUGGGAUUGGACCCAGGUGUAUAUUGUUCCCCUCCACCAGGGGAGCCGGCUCCCACGGAAUAUUAACCCCGUAGUUGCCAGAGCCUGCUGGAUGGACAGGUUCCUCCUAUUCCGCCUGCUGGUGGGAGUUGAGCUUUUCAGUGCAGGGAUUUCAUCAACCCUGUCUUAUUUGCCGAUAAAGGGUUCCUCACAAUUUUGACAGUGUGUUUUGAAAAUGACUUUAAAGAGUAAGUAGCGGGGUUCCGAAAAAUAUAGCAUUACAAGUCCCCACAUGUUGCUACAACUGUUUAAAUAAUAUACCUACUUUUUCUUUUCAUUUUUAACAUCCUGACAACUUUUUACACAUAGCUUUCAACUCUGUUUUAAGCUCUGUUCAAAAUGGCUGCUCUAGUGCACUGAGAUUAUUGCCCACAUUGUCAAACAGGUAACACAGCAAUAAGGAACAGAACAGCCAGAGCACUUGUUGUUAUGUUUUUUUUUUUUUUUUGUUCUUCCUGCAGUGAUUUAGAGGAUGGAUCUCAAACCCCAGUGUGCUAGAGUGGCCAUUUUGAAAAGAGCUUUGAAACAGAGUUUAAAGUUAUAAGUGUAAAAAGUUCUGAGGAUGUUAACAAUGAAAAUUAAAAAAUACAGGUAUGUUAUUUAAACAGUUGUAGUUGUAGUUGUAGUUGUAGUGGGAGUCAGGACAAACUUAUGUUAAAUAACCACCUUUAUUAUAAUACAAAAUCUUACAGAUUUCCAAAAACACUGAACCGCCUGCUAAAAAAACGAACAAUAAAAUAAUAAAUUUAUGUGACGUGUUCAUCUUGGUGAACAAAAAAUAGGAGCAUUGUAUGCUCCAGACAAGGCUGGGAGUGAGGUGGUGGUGGUUGGGGAGUGAGGUGGUAAUGGUUGGGGAGUGAGGUGGUAAUUUGAAAGGACGGCAGGACUGAGGCUGAUGGGAACUUGCCAGUAAUUGGCUUGUAACUUGACCAAUGAAUGUACUGGGCACUUGUAUUAAUGAUACUAUAGAUUUCCUGCCUGAAAACCUUGCAAGCUUUAUAAUAUCUGCAAUACUUCCUUUAGAUGAGUUUAGCCUCAUUUUAACACGGGCUGUGGAAUGACAUGGUUUGUGAAGGAACCAUACAUAUAGGGACCAUAUAAAUAAACUGUACACUAGCACCAGCACUUAAGACUAUUGAUUUACUACAGCUACUGAAGUGUUUAUUUGCCAGCUGUGAAACCUGUUUACAGAGAAGUAUCAAUUAUCCAAAGUAUAUCCAUUCAGAGUUUUUGUAUGUACUAUAUAAAACCCUAACGAUAUCAAUAUAUUUCUAAUUUGCCCUGUAUGUAUUGCAAAACUGCACACAUUUAGCAUUCUUGUACCUACAGCUACAGUAGCAUUUAAGAUGAAGUGCUGGAGUGUGAGUAAAUAUUAUAUUACAGUGCACACUAAACCAGAACUAUACUUUGCUCCUGAAAAACACUGCUAUUAAUGUCACAGCAAUGCAGACAUUUACUGUAUGAUGCAGCAGGCAAUUUCAAAAAUAUAAAUACACCUCAGCUAUUUAUUUAUGGGCAAACACAGUAUGAGCUAGCUGGGAUUUGCUCUGAUAACCAACAGUUUGUGAAAUCGAGCUUCAGAUAGUUGACACUCCACUGUGUAUCUGGAAAGACAUUUGAAUACUAAUGGUGUUAUUGUAUAUGUUGUCUUACAUUAAAUAUAACUGUUUAAAACUGGUGGCAUAUUUUCCAGAUUGGUUGACUUUAACACAGGUUUCACUGAAGUGCAUGUUGAAUAAGCUGUUAUUUUCUUUUAGGGAAGAAAUGGAGAAGAUGUGUUUUUUUUAUUUUAAAUCAUAAAUGAUGUAACUGCUUCGCCCUUAACUUGUACAAAUCUUGUUUUUAUUAAUAAAAGUAACAUUAAAUGUAUUAUAGCCAA
Molecule: messenger RNA, 7220 nt
Organism: Acipenser ruthenus (sterlet)
Lineage: Eukaryota; Metazoa; Chordata; Actinopteri; Acipenseriformes; Acipenseridae
Product: pro-epidermal growth factor-like
Exons: 25
Coding region: 425-4162 (1245 amino acids)
Molecular function (GO): calcium ion binding
Source: RefSeq, a predicted model, not a curated record